This is a messenger RNA of Heterobasidion irregulare TC 32-1, 758 nucleotides long. RefSeq lists its product as uncharacterized. NCBI's taxonomy places the organism in Eukaryota, Fungi, Basidiomycota, Agaricomycetes, Russulales, Bondarzewiaceae. The record is from RefSeq and is a predicted model, not a curated record. The transcript has a single exon. Bases 214 to 492 code for a protein of 92 amino acids.
GUCACCACUUACUCCUGAAUAUCUGAAUCUUCGAGUUGGGAAUCGUGUUCUAUCCACGGUGUACUGUACUGCACGCCCUCGCAUCCACUCUCGGCUUUCAGUUGGCGCUCAAAUAUUUCCCGCGCGUUCAUGCACGUCCGUGAUAUGGUCGUCCAAUUUUGUGCUGCAGUCACUACUUGAUAUUCGACAGUCGCCCCACAUGCUCCUCUUCGCAUGCACGGUAGCGCAUUCCACAGAAGUCUGCUCAAGCAUGAGUGCUUUCGCCCGCAGCGUGCUGCAAGGAUCUGGGAGCCUCCACCUACCGCACAAGUAGGCUCAAGCGUGUGUAUCGCCGUCUUGGACGGCGAGUCUGUGCUGCUGCUCGAUCCUCGAACAUCGCGCUGUCAUCUUGCCCAAUUUUGCAGGAAAUUUUCUGUUCUCCAGUUCUGGACACGCAGGCGAACACGGCCGCCUUGGGCACCCGCAUCCCACCCCGUUUGGGUAGAAUCAUAGACGGGACUCAUGGAUCCUCGGAGCGGAUAUUAUGAAGAGCAUAGAAAUUUGGACGUGCGCUCGAGUGGAUCAAAAUCCCGAUUCUUGAUGACUGGCAAGCUGGAUUUCAUGGCAGUGAGAUGACCAAGGGGUGCGUUUAUCGCAGUGGGUCGCUCUCGCAAAGAGCUCAAGACUUUGGUAUGUUUUCUGCCAUACCGCUCAGUUAGACUUUUGAUCCUAGGCCCGGAUCCUCGCUUUUGACGGGCGCGUUAAUGUCACAUCACAAC